AUGAGAUCGGAUCAUAUCAAAACAGGCCAAAAGCCCGACGAUGCAGAAGGACGAGACUUUGUUCUACCGCCAUUCAGUCGCGACGUUUCAACAAAUAAACCAGAAGCCAAGAGAUGGGUAGAAGACGGCUUUGUUUGGUGCUACGCCUUCAACCAUUCCGAAGGAGAGCGCUGCUUUGAAAAGGCCAUCGAAAUCGACCCCGGAUGUGCCCUGGCAUACUGGGGUCUUGCUUUUGCUCUUGGACCCAACUACAACAAGCCAUGGAAAGCUUUUGAUCGAAAUGAUCUUAGACACACAACUUUGAAAGGUAUCAACGCAUUCAAAAAGGCGGAAUCACUAGCCUCAAAAGCAAGCCCGCUCGAACAAGCUCUUAUUUCCGCCAUACGGCAUCGCUACCCCAAGGAUGAGAAAGAUACCAACAACGCAAAGGUCUGGAACCAGGCUUACGCAGAAGCCAUGAGACCUGUGUACAAAGAAUUCGGACAUGACCUUGAUGUCGCGACGCUUUAUGCCGACGCACUCAUGAACCUCACACCUUGGGCACUGUGGGAUGUGCGAACAGGGAAGCCAGCGCCUGGAUCGGAGGUUGUUGAGAUUCAAGAAGUUCUCGAGAAGGGACUCGCUCAAGACAAUGGACAUGAGCAUAUCGGCCUUCUGCACGCCUACAUUCACGUCACUGAGAUGUCCACUGAACCCGAAAAGGGCCUUGUUGCUGCAGAGCAUCUUCGCAGACUUGCAAAUGAGGCAGGCCAUCUCGCUCACAUGCCUUCGCAUCUUGACAUCCUCAUUGGAGACUAUCGAAGAGCCAUUUCGGCAAACACGAAAGCUGUCAUCGCCGACGAGAAGUUCCUGGCUCUUCGAGGUGGUCGUGACUUUUACACCAUUUACCGUAUGCACGACUACCACUCUCUCAUCUACGCUGCCAUGUUCGCUGGUCAAUAUGCUAUCUCGAUUGAGGCUGUUGAUCGUAUGGAGUCAGCUAUUCCAGACGAGGAUUUGCGGAUUCAAUCACCACCUAUGGCUGACUGGUUAGAGACGUUUCGCUCAGUUCGUCCGCAUAUUCUGAUUCGGUUCGGAAAAUGGGAGGAGAUCAUCGAAACAGCACUUCCCGCGGACCAAGAGCUUCUGUGUGUUACGACCGCCACGAUACAUUACGCCAAGGGUGUUGCAUAUGCAGCUCUAGGUAAUGUCGAGGAAUCUGCUAAGCAACGUGAGCUUUUCCUCGCCGCAAAGGCACGUGUGCCCCCAACACGUAUUGCAUACCCCAACAAGUGUCUCGACGUACUUGAUGUAGCUGAAGCUAUGCUUGAUGGUGAACUUGAAUAUCGCAAGGGCAAUAUCGAGGUAGCAUUCGAGCACCUACUAAAGUCGAUUGAUCGCGAUGAUAGUUUACGCUAUGCCGAGCCAUGGGCAUGGAUGCAGCCCGCUCGCCACGCAUACGCUGCCCUACUCAUGGAACAAGAGCGCAUCGAAGAAGCAGCUGAAGUAUACCGUACAGAUCUCGGAUUGAACAACAAGCUCUUCCGCGCCCGACACCAUCCGAACAACGUGUGGGCUCUACACGGGUACCACGAGUGUGCGGUGAAGUUGGGACUUGACGGUGAGGCACGGAUCAUAAAGCAACAGCUUAAGACGGCUAUGGCUUUUGUUGAUGUGCCCAUCGAGUCUUCUUGUUACUGUAGACGGGAUGUCAAGAAUGCGAAUGGUUGUUGUCGUUUGUAA
Fusarium coffeatum is the source of this 1722-nucleotide messenger RNA. RefSeq lists its product as uncharacterized. The transcript has a single exon. The coding region runs from base 1 to 1722 and encodes 573 amino acids. Gene Ontology annotation, cellular component: intracellular anatomical structure. The record is from RefSeq and is a predicted model, not a curated record. NCBI's taxonomy places the organism in Eukaryota, Fungi, Ascomycota, Sordariomycetes, Hypocreales, Nectriaceae. Gene Ontology annotation, molecular function: protein binding.